Molecule: messenger RNA, 234 nt
Organism: Filobasidium floriforme
Lineage: Eukaryota; Fungi; Basidiomycota; Tremellomycetes; Filobasidiales; Filobasidiaceae
Exons: 1
Coding region: 1-234 (77 amino acids)
Source: RefSeq, a predicted model, not a curated record
AUGCUCGCGCCCGUGGAGAUCGAGAGCCGGCGCAUGACCAAGGAGGGCAAGAGCAAGCUCAAGCUGACUGCGCUCGGUAUCCGGGUACACAAGUGCUCGAUCUGUCUCAGUCAAUUCCGAGCGGGGGAUAUCAUGGCGAUGAUGCCAAAGUGCAGUCAUCUCGGGCAUCAACGGUGUGUGGUCAACUGGCUCGUCAAAGACGCUCGUUGUAUGGUGUGUAGAGAGCCCUUGUAG